CCCUCCAUUCCAUUCCACCCCACCCCACCACCACCCCCACUCGCCUCCGCUCCUAGGGUUUCCCGCCGCGCACCACCCCCAAAACCCUCGCCCCCCCUCCCCGGCGAUCGGACCAAUGGCGGCAUCGGCGGCGGCGAAGAAGCUCACGCUCAAGAGCUCCGACGGCGAGGACUUCGAGGUGGAGGUGGCGGUGGCGAUGGCGUCGCAGACCAUCAAGCACAUGGUGGAGGACGGCUGCGCCGACAACAUCAUCCCGCUCCCCAACGUCAACGCCAAGGUCCUCUCCAAGGUCAUCGAGUACUGCACGCAGCACGCCCCCAAGGCAGACGACGCCGCCACCGCCGACUCCGCCACCGCCGUCAAGCCCGACGAGGAGACGCUCAAGGCCUUCGACGCCGAAUUCGUCAAGGUCGAGCAGGCGACUCUCUUCGACCUCAUCCUGGCUGCCAACUACCUGGACAUCAAGGGGCUCCUGGACCUGACCUGCCAGACCGUCGCCGACAUGAUCAAGGGCAAGACUCCGGAGGAGAUCCGCAAGACCUUCAACAUCACCAACGACUUCACCCCGGAGGAGGAGGAGGAAGUGCGGAAGGAGAACCAGUGGGCCUUUGAGUGAAGGUCGGGUCCGUGACGCGAAUAACCAGCAUGGAAGGAAACUUGGCUUCGUCGAAUGCCUGGGAGCAGCUGUUAACCGUUUUGUGGUUCUGAGACAACGCUAGUAGGGAAGAUGUAAGUAGGUUCUGGUUCCGGUCGACCUGGAGGGUCCUCACCAUUUGGCUGACUCUGCUUCGCUUUUUGGUUGUGGUGGUAUUUUGCUGCACUCUUGGACCUGGUUAUGAGGAAAUGAGAUGGUAUGCUGGUUAUUCUGCACUAAA
Molecule: messenger RNA, 875 nt
Organism: Triticum urartu
Lineage: Eukaryota; Viridiplantae; Streptophyta; Magnoliopsida; Poales; Poaceae
Product: SKP1-like protein 1
Biological process (GO): ubiquitin-dependent protein catabolic process
Source: RefSeq, a predicted model, not a curated record